Molecule: messenger RNA, 291 nt
Organism: Penicillium robsamsonii
Lineage: Eukaryota; Fungi; Ascomycota; Eurotiomycetes; Eurotiales; Aspergillaceae
Exons: 3
Coding region: 1-291 (96 amino acids)
Source: RefSeq, a predicted model, not a curated record
AUGACUGUGCUCAAGGCACAAACCAAAUCGACAGAAAGCCUAAACCACACCUUGAUACACAAUACUCUGCGACAUCGGGGAACCCUGCAGCCUUCCCGAGACAGACCCAAAAAUGAAAGAAAACCUUACUCGAGGAACACGCUCCAGGACAGCCACACUGAGAGAUCUUUGAACAGUCAUGGAAUCAUUGGAUGGAAGGAUGUCACGUUUAGUUCACCAUGGAAUGGAAUUCAGUACACCUAUGGGAGAGAGGCUUGGGAGGACACAGCGAACAUGGGAUGGGGAGGAUGA